Messenger RNA from Orbicella faveolata, 4965 nucleotides. RefSeq names its product E3 ubiquitin-protein ligase MIB2-like. The record is from RefSeq and is a predicted model, not a curated record. Gene Ontology annotation, molecular function: DNA binding; ubiquitin-protein transferase activity; DNA-binding transcription factor activity. NCBI's taxonomy places the organism in Eukaryota, Metazoa, Cnidaria, Anthozoa, Scleractinia, Merulinidae. Gene Ontology annotation, cellular component: cytoplasm. Gene Ontology annotation, biological process: regulation of DNA-templated transcription; protein ubiquitination.
CAAGAAGCACAUGGAUACGAUUCAAAGUGACCUCACAAUAUUCACCACAUCCGGCCGUGGGCGUGAAUUUGAUGUAAAGGAACUGGGUCGAGAUUAAUCCGCUGUCCACAGGAACUCGGUCUUGACGAGUUCGAAGAAAAUCAACAACAUGAUUUAUAAUUCUGCGAAUGAAUCGAGCAGUCAGUCCUAUCCUGCCUAGAUCUUCUGAAGGAAUGCUUUCUCGCGAAUAAUAAUUUAAUUGAAAGGAUAAAUGGAAGUCGGCUGUCGUGUCGUGCGUGGUCCCGACUGGAAAUGGGGAAAUCAAGAUGGCGGCGAAGGCCAUGUAGGUACGGUGGUCGUCGUUGGCCGCAGCGGUAGUGUGUCUUCACCGGACAAAACUGUUGUUGUUCAGUGGGACGGCGGAACGAGGACUAACUACAGAUGUGGAUAUCAAGGAGCGUUUGAUCUAUGUUUGCUUGAUAACGGACCAGUUGGUGUAAUACACACUAAUGUGUCCUGUAGUGAGUGUAAGAAGCAAUCAGUCGAAGGCAUUCGCUGGGAAUGCAGUGACUGUGUGAACUUCAAUAUGUGUAGCUCAUGUUAUAUGAACGACAAACAUCCGCUGGAUCAUGUAUUUAAUAGAAUUGAAGCUCGUGGUAAACCAGGGGUUUAUGUUGGUAGAAGACUUGGGAAAAGCAAAGUUGAGGCCAAAGGAAUAUUUCGUGGAGCACAGGUCAUGAGAGGGCCUGAUUGGGACUGGGGAAAUCAGGACGGAGGGGAACAGAGUGUUGGUCAAGUUUUGGAAGUGAGGGGAUGGGAGACGGAGAGUUUUCGAAGUGUAGCAUGUGUGAUGUGGAAGCCUGCAAGUACAAAUGUUUACCGUGUUGGCCAUAAAGGCAAGGUGGAUCUAAAAUGCAUUUCUGAUGGUUCUGGAGGUUUCUACUAUAAGAACCACUUAGCAAAGCUUGGACAGAAUCCAGAAUCUCUGAUCAUUCCUUCAACAAGCAAUCAAGCAUCUAGUUUAGCUGUUAACACUGUACCAUUUGAAGUUGGUGAAAGAGUACGAGUGACAUUGGAUGUGGCUACUCUGAAGGACUUACAGGAAGGUCAUGGUGGAUGGAAUGAUAAAAUGGAAGAGGUUAUUGGUCUUAUGGGUACAGUUCAUAGGAUCACUGAGCGAGGUGAUGUUAGAGUACAGUACCCUGGCUUUGCCAACAGAUGGACGUUUCAUCCAGCCUCUCUCACAAAGGUUGACGAGUUUCAUGUUAAUGACAAAGUGCGUGUAAUGAAAGAUAAAGAAUUAGUCAAGAAACUACAGGCUGGGCAUGGAGAGUGGGCCAAUGAAAUGAUUGUGGCCUUAGACAAAGUUGGUAGGGUCUUAAAGAUUUACUCCGAUGGCGAUGUUAGAGUAGCCAUAGCAGACCAUGCGUGGACUUUCAAUCCAGCAGUACUUGUAAAGGAAGCAUCUGCAGCCACGCCUACAGAUCAACAGCCACGACAAUCCACAUCACAGCGUGGAGAGCUCCAAGGGAUCCUGCAGCCAUCCCCUUCAUCGACAUCAUCUUCUGCACAACGGCAGCAGCAUCCAUAUUCAACAGCUGAAGAACCAGGACAAUCUCAACGGUCACAAAGGGAAAUAGACCAAUCGCUGAGUUCUUUGUUAGAUCACCUGCGUAUUAACAGCUCAACUGACAUUGGAUCGAUGAUAAUCAGCGAAGCAGGACGAGGAAACUUGGACAAACUUAAAGAACUGUUACAUAUUCAUCCAGAUAAGGUUGACGAGUUUCAUGUUAAUGACAAAGUGCGUGUAAUGAAAGAUAAAGAAUUAGUCAAGAAACUACAGGCUGGGCAUGGAGAGUGGGCCAAUGAAAUGAUUGUGGCCUUAGACAAAGUUGGUAGGGUCUUAAAGAUUUACUCCGAUGGCGAUGUUAGAGUAGCCAUAGCAGACCAUGCGUGGACUUUCAAUCCAGCAGUACUUGUAAAGGAAGCAUCUGCAGCCACGCCUACAGAUCAACAGCCACGACAAUCCACAUCACAGCGUGGAGAGCUCCAAGGGAUCCUGCAGCCAUCCCCUUCAUCGACAUCAUCUUCUGCACAACGGCAGCAGCAUCCAUAUUCAACAGCUGAAGAACCAGGACAAUCUCAACGGUCACAAAGGGAAAUAGACCAAUCGCUGAGUUCUUUGUUAGAUCACCUGCGUAUUAACAGCUCAACUGACAUUGGAUCGAUGAUAAUCAGCGAAGCAGGACGAGGAAACUUGGACAAACUUAAAGAACUGUUACAUAUUCAUCCAGAUAAGGUGAACAUUGUACGAUCAGACAAGACUGCUCUGCAGAUUGCCAGCCACCAAGGUUUUACUAGAGUUGUGGAGUUUCUUCUUCAGUUGGGUGCAAAUGUCAAUCUACAGGACACUGAAGGUGACACUGCUCUUCAUUACGCAGCAUUUGGAAAAGGAAAUACAAGGGCUGCAUCGUUGAUUGUACAGAAGUCUCCAGACUUACUGAAUGUUGUCAAAGAUGAUGGAUUCUCUGCACUUCACUUAGCUUCACUAAAUGGACAUCACAGUGUUGUUGAAUGCCUUAUUAAGGCUCGCCCUCAUUCUGACGUCAACCUUCGUAACAGUCGUCAGCAGACCCCUCUCUUGCUAGCAGUGGAUAAGAGACACGUGACUAUUGCCAAACUGCUGUUAGAUAACGGAGCUCAAGUCAAUGCGCAAGACGAUGUUGGUGACUCCCCACUUCAUGUAGUGGUCAUGUAUCAUUCCUUGAAGUUUGGAGGAAGUAAUACUCCAAAGAAAGAGGUGUCUGAAAGCGAACCUACAUUUGUAAUCACCAAGCUACUGAUGGAUCACGACGCUGACAUCUCACUUCAGAACAAACAUGAAAAGACGCCAUUACAGCUGUGCAGGGAUCCAAGGCUCAGAGAAAUGAUGCUGCCUGGCAGUAGCAGUACUUCAACACCAGAACGGUCUUCUACACCGAAGACGACCGCUGAUACGCAAAAUGGCGCCUCUCCAGAUUAUGUAACGAUGUCGACCCAGGCUACUCCCAGUGCUGAAGUUGUUAAAUGUCGCGUGUGCGGUUUACCUGCAAACGCCAUAUUUGAUCCGUGUGGUCACGUAGUUGCUUGCAUGGAAUGUGCUACAAUGUUGAAGAAGUGUUUCCGUUGUAAGAGUGUAGUUCAUUCCUUUAACAAAGUACCUCAGGGAGGGGAGAGUGAGGAAGUACAGUGUAUAGUGUGUUCGGAUGAGCCACCCUCCGUCAAGUUUGAGCCUUGUGGUCACGUGAUAGCUUGUAAAGACUGUGCCAUGCGAAUGAAGAAGUGUUUGAAAUGCAAGAAUGUUAUUGAAAGAAAAAUCUUAAGUGAAGAAACAUCUACCCAACCAGCGGCGGAAUUAAGUGAAACGGACGAGAAAUACCUAGAGACGCUUCAUUCAUUGUUGUCACUCCAAGCGCAUGUCAGGGAGAUAGAAGACGCUACCAUGUGUGCCAUUUGCCUGGAGAAAGCGCGUAACGUGGCCUUCAUGUGCGGACACGGCACGUGCGUGGAGUGUGCAACGUCAUUGGAAGUUUGUCCUAUGUGCAGGAAACCGAUCGAGAAGAAGAUUACGCUGUUCAAUUGAUUUAAGUGCUUUUAUGAUCGCGUGGUCCUGGGGACAACUUUAUUUUGGGGGCACAUUGAUAGAUUUUGUUCAUGUGAGUGGAAAUUCCCACACAGGUUUUGCGCGCGGUAUAUGGUCGUCACAAAACCUUGCGUGACGUUGCAAAGAGUUUCUAAGAGCGAUACAAGUAUUUGUAAAGAUAAACAAUGUUUUAUAAUCUCGCUCGCGAGACGACUUAGAGGACUUUUGUGCUUUUAGGAACACUCGUAAAGUUGUGGUAAUGGUAAACUGUCGACUGCCGCUUAUAAACCCUAGGCUUAUACAACUUCGUAAGUACUUUUAGAUUAGUUUAUUAACGGGGGGCUUAUAUGCGAGCGGGCUUAAAACGGGAAUAAAAAACCGUUUUAGGAAUUGAUGAGGCUUUUUGACCAUGACCUACUUUCUCAACAAAAUAAAGAGAAUUCAAAGGAAACUUGUACUUCAAAAAAUGUUUGUUGCCCAGUAGGAAGAAUUUAUAUAUUUUGAUAGCCAAUUACUUCCGGUCAACACUUACAAAAAAUAUAUUCCGUGGAAUUCUUUAGAAGGAAUAAAUUUUAAUGGUUGGAAUGUGUCUGCCCCACAGGUACUUGCAAAGCUAUUUAAUCAUUAUUUAUCUGUGUAUAUUUUCCGGCCCUUGUCUUGAAAUUUAAUGUGACAUUUUGUCGUUAUCCGUCUUAUCGUUGGCCAAUCAGACACGCAGCACGAAGGAUGCUGUUCGCGUGCAACAGAAUAAAAAGUGAAGUUUGUGAGAACUUGGAUGAAACGCUGGCGUCUUUUAUCUGAUAAUAUAGAGAGUUUGAGCAAACCACGACGGCAGUGGCAACGAGAACGUCACCAAACAUACAGUGUAAUGAGCAAAACAAUGGCUGUGCGCGUGCGUUAUAAAUCUUUGUAGAUUUCGUUUCCGUCCUCUGCAAAACAACAACGUGAAUUACCAAGUUUUGCGUAGUUUGAAGAGCGUGAUCUACGACGGCUAAUUUUUCGUAUUCUGUUCUGGAAUUGAUCGCUGGCGUCACAUCUUUGAGUAGGGUUUUAGAUCUAAAUUUUUUUAGGUGUCGUCCUGGGCGUCGCCGUCGUAAUUGCUUAAUUAAGCUCCCUAUUUCAAUAUUGUUAUUGUGUAGAGUCGCACAUUAUCGUGAUAGAGUCCACUGAGGUUCUUAAGGUGAUCAUGGAAUCAUUUUAUCACGUAUAAUGUUAUGUUGCUAGUGGGUAGUCUGACAGAUUCUUGUGUAUUUUCAUCAUCCAGUGUAAAACACUAUUAAUAGGGAUUUGGUGGUCAGGCCUGUUUCAAAAUGCGCUGUAAACGCAUUGUAUACAUCAGUCUUAAUAAAAAAUUUAUAAAAAAC